Messenger RNA from Uloborus diversus, 831 nucleotides. RefSeq lists its product as uncharacterized. The record is from RefSeq and is a predicted model, not a curated record. The coding region runs from base 1 to 831 and encodes 276 amino acids. Lineage: Eukaryota; Metazoa; Arthropoda; Arachnida; Araneae; Uloboridae. The transcript has 2 exons.
AUGCUCCAUGGUGAACACUUAUUCAAAUGCUGUGAAAGACAUUACCAACUCUACCGGUUUGAUGCUCGAGUGCUGCAAUUGCGAGCCGUAGAGUAUAAUACCAAUUCUCUUACUACUGCUGUUACUACUACUACUACUACUGUUACUACUACUGCUACGACCCCUCACAUUUUGCGUAUAGCUCCCGCAUACCCGAUCAUUGAACGACCUCCGCCUUUCGACGAAGAUGAAUCUCAGGACAGACUGAUUAUCGACACCGAUGCAUUAUCCGAUUCGUUUAGACAACAAGAUGAAGAAGAAGAACGACAAUCGAACGUAUUGAUCGAAUUUCCACCCACUCCUUGUCCAGUGCAGUCGCCCGUAAUGAAAAUGGAACAAGAGGAGAACUUAUCACCACCUACUCCUUGCCCAGUGCAGCCGCCCGUAAUGAAAAUGGAACGACAAGAAGAAGAAUUAUCACCACCCACUCCUUGCCCAGUGCCGACUCCCGUAAUGAAAAUGGAACGAGAACAAGACGACGAAAUGGAGAUUGAUAUAGCACAAAUAGAAAUUCGAUGUAACAGAGAGGAAUCCGAAACUCUACCACAGAUUCCCGUUCCCCGAGAAGAAGAAGAAGAACCCUCAACCUCCGGAGACGUUUUUAAUAGGUACUCAAUGAGAAUCAAAUCAUCUAACCCAUUGAUACCCACCUAUUUUAAAGAAGUCACCGAAAAUCUUUCUGACUUGACAAAGGAAGAGGAGAAGAAACCGAAAGGUCACCCCGAAUGGAUUCUCGACGAAGAAGAUGAAAAAGAAGAAAACUGGAUUGAAUUUUGUUACAAUCGAAAAUAG